This is a messenger RNA of Moneuplotes crassus, 993 nucleotides long. The record is from the annotation of a GenBank genome assembly. NCBI's taxonomy places the organism in Eukaryota, Ciliophora, Spirotrichea, Euplotida, Euplotidae.
AUACAAGUCUGCUUUGAAUUUAAUGGAGUUUAAGAAUGUACCCAAUCUGAGCCUUAAGGGCAAAACUUUUGAUGCUUCCCAUCUUAAGACAAUUAUUCACAGCGAACAAGACGAAUUCGAUAAUUAUGGCACCAUUGCUAAACCAAGUUCUAAAUAUUCUCAUCAACAAAGAGAAUACAAUCAUUCAGUGGCUAAUAAGGAUAUGAAUACUAAGAUGUACUCUACUUCGUAUUCGAAUCUUAGAAGGAAAAAACACUCAAGAUCUAAAGCUUCAGGAUCUAUGAAAUCGCAUUACUCUUCUUUAACCGAGGUGGUGACUAAUAUCCGUCCAUCGCAUUAUUUCAUCUCUCUUCCAAGACACGGUAUAUCAUAUAUGAAAUCUGAGCCGGUCCAGAGCGAUAGUAUUCUAGCUAAGAAUACUAAUGAACAAAAGGCAACUAAGGAGCAAAUUGAGAAAAUUAAAGAAUACGUUAGUUGAGAUGGCCAGAUACAAGAGUGGAAGACUCAAUCGAAUAUUGGCUUACCCUCCUCACAACGGAAGGAAUCAGAUAGGAUGAGAAGGACCCUUAAGAACUUUCAAUCCUUAAGGAAGACCAUCUUUGAAAAUCAGAGAAAGACUAAUCAUUCCAACAACAGGUGGAGAGAAAGUUGUGGAAAAGUGGUUCAUUCUAUGUCUGGAGAGAACAGAAUCAAUACAAAAAGUCAAAGAGCUAAACCAUUUUAUAAAUUCAUAAAGAAACAUAAUAAGGACUUGAAGAAGUUCAUGUCUACUGAUAUCAACUGGACUCGUAAGAAGAGAGUAGAAGGAUCUGAGAAAAACACUUUCAAAAGAAUCCAAAAAGUCAAGACUGAUACUUCAAAACCCCUCACUUUACAUGGUGAUAAAUUCUGUUUCAAGAAAUGAACCUUAUCCCACGCAAUGCCCAGGAAAGAGAGAAUAAUUAUCUAACCAAAAUUCAACUACAAUUUCCAACAUUCAACUUUCAAACUCCU